Molecule: messenger RNA, 924 nt
Organism: Trematomus bernacchii (emerald rockcod)
Lineage: Eukaryota; Metazoa; Chordata; Actinopteri; Perciformes; Nototheniidae
Product: coiled-coil domain-containing protein 39-like
Exons: 5
Coding region: 1-645 (214 amino acids)
Biological process (GO): cilium movement; cilium-dependent cell motility; inner dynein arm assembly
Cellular component (GO): axoneme
Source: RefSeq, a predicted model, not a curated record
AUGCAGAUGUAUUAUCUCACUGCUGGGGAUGAAGAGCAAGAGAAGGAGGAUAUUAUAGACAUGAACAAUACCUGGGAGAGUCUGCGGCAAGAAGAGCAGGCGGAGACAGAAAAGAUAGAGCACAAACAGUCCCUCGUGGGUAAACUGAACAAAGAAAUCUGUAGUCAGCAGGAGAAGGUCGACAGAGCCACAAAGCAGUGCUCUAAGCUGACCAAAGAGAUCCGCUCAGCAAAAAACACCAGCACUGAGACUUUUGAGGAGAAGGAUAUUAAGCUGAGGGAGUUGAAAGAAUUUAAUAAGAGUAUCAACAAGAAGCUGUACGACACCAUGGAAGACAAACCUGACCUCAGAUCAGUGGUGGAGGAAUACUUCCUGCAGGCCAAUCUGUCUCUUCCAUCUCCGUCUUCUACUCCUUCCAGCCAGCGGAGCUCCAAGACGAGCUCCCCCCACAGCUCGGCCUCUCUCAGGUCUCCUGCGUCCUCAGCCGGCAGCAGCCCCCGGGCCUCUGCUCUGCACCCCCCUCUGAUGAAGACUGUGGAGCUGGGCCUGGAUCUGACCUCCCCCCCUCUCACCAUCUCCAGAGGAUCCAGCUCUGCGAGCAGCAGCAGCAGCAGCAGCAGCAGGAAGUUAAGAAAGCCGCAGUGAUGCAGAUGUAUUAUCUCACUGCUGGGGAUGAAGAGCAAGAGAAGGAGGAUAUUAUAGUUAGAGUUUGUUAUGGUUGCACAGAGUGGCGUUUAAUCACAUGAUGAGAUGCAGUGUUCAGUUCGCAAAUGUGCUAUCAUUUGUAUGCAACAAAAAGUAUUUUAUUGGUGAUUUUAGUAUAUAUUGUUCUUAGGACUUUGUAGUUAUUAUAUUUAUUAAUGUGAAUCUUAAGAUACUGGAUGUUCCCACAGUGUGACUUAAAUAAAGACAAACUAUACAAAC